Papaver somniferum (opium poppy) is the source of this 3868-nucleotide messenger RNA. RefSeq lists its product as uncharacterized. The record is from RefSeq and is a predicted model, not a curated record. Bases 781 to 3294 code for a protein of 837 amino acids. The transcript is spliced from 2 exons. NCBI's taxonomy places the organism in Eukaryota, Viridiplantae, Streptophyta, Magnoliopsida, Ranunculales, Papaveraceae.
AAUUAGAAAAUAUUGUUAUUGGGUGAUAACUUCAAAGAUGUUUUUCCCCCCAAAAUGAUGACCCAUUUCCAAAAUUGAUUUUAGUGAAGGGUGACUUUAGCAUUGGAGGUAAAAUGUAAAAUUUCAGGCUUCCACCUUUAGUACUGGAGAUGCUCUAAGCGAGUUAACUACCAUCUCGUUUUGCUCUUAACAAAAAUCAAAUAAAUUUCAGGCUUCUUUAGCCCGUCUUCUCUUCACGAAAAAAAAGUUGUAUGGAGCCAGGUCUAAAUUUACACCGUCCAUUUGAGCACAAAGAAAAAAUCUAGACCGCCGAUAGGUAUUUUUUCAUUUCUUUCUGUUUAUAUUAUUGAUUCAUCCUCUGUGCCAUUAAACUCCUUGGCUUCCUCUCCCGAUUCUCUUGCAAUUUCCUUUUCCAAUUAGAAGAAGAAUACCCUUUAUGAAACCAUUGAUUCACAGUCUCCUCCCUUCUCAAACUCCAAAAAAGGCAGCUCUUUUUUUUUUUCCUUUUUCGGAUCAACAAUUACUUAUAAAUACAAAAAUCUUGGUUGCAAUCCAUGGUUCUGUAGAUUGUUCUCUCCUUUUAAUUUCAGAUUUCCAGCCUUCUCCACCACACUUUUUUCCAAAUCUUCUUCACGAACUCUUAAAAAAGGCAGUAUUUUUCUGUUUUGUUUCCUUUUGUUUUAAGGAUAUCUUCAUCAUACAGGUUUAAACUUUGAUUGAAAUUUAAAGUCUGCAACACUUUAUUUAUCAAUAGAUCAGUCAAUCAAUCAAUCGUGGGUUAUGGGUGAAGAAGGUGCCAAAGUAGUAUCAUCAUCAAGAUGUGAAUGCAAUCGUCCGCCAGGACCGAAGCCAUCUCCCUGGCUUGUCUUUCCGUUUAAUGUAAAAGGUAACGAACAAAUUCAAGCUCUCUAUAAUAUUUGUGAACCCAAUAACAGAAGCUACAGAAAACACAUACCUGAGUUGAGUGGAAAAUCUUAUUGGCAAAAGCAUUCUCAUCAAGGCUGGCUAAUUGUUAUUUGUGAUGAUCCAGCAUACAACCAUGCCCCGAACUGGGAUUUUGGUGAUUGUUUUCUGUGGAAUCCUGCAUCAUUAAAGAACAUUCAGUUACCUAAUUUAUUACCUUUCUAUCAUAAACCGGAUGAAUAUUCUCUGAUAGACUGUGUUUUGUCAUCCCCUCCUAGAACUAGUACUAAUACAAUUGCUUAUCCUGAUAAUGCUGAUGAUGAUGAGCCAAUGGUUUUAUUGCUUUUUCUUCUUCGUGGAAGAGAUGAUUGCGACAGUGAUAUGGUUUUGGUAUUUUCUCACCCUGGAGACAAACAAUGGAAAACAAAAUGGGUCUUGUCUCAAGAUACUAGGACAGAUGAAUACCUCAUUACUUCUCUUUGUUGUUUUAAAGAUAAGUUAUAUCUUAUGUGUGGAUAUGAUCAACACCUAGAGAUUGAUAAGGGAAAGCUUUGGGAUAUUGAUGAUGAUUCCCUCACUUUAAGGCCAUUCGAGAUAACCAACAUCACUGAAUACCCUUGGUGUGGGAGUGACCAUAUUGAUAGCAUUGCUUUUUACGUGGAAUCUUCUGUUGAACUCUUCAAGGUUGAAAUAUAUUUCAAUAGGAGACAAGACAUGAAGGUGUUCAACUCAGUUGUUGUCUGGAUGUUGGAUUUCGCUUCAAAGGAGUCGGAGGAGGUGACUUGUUUGGGAGAUAAUGUUCUGUUUAUCGGAAAAAACACUAGAGCUUGUUGCUCGGCGUCCAAAUUGGGACUUACAGGUUGUCGUCUGUAUUACACACUUCCAGAUGAUCAGGCUUUAUAUAAAUUUGAAGUACACGGUAGCGGGAACUCUGUUAUUUUGCCGUGUUUAAAGCUACCAAGGCCAUGGUUCUCAUCUGAUUGGAUCAUGAUUCUUGAUGGGAAGCAACAAGAGGAAGAAGUAGGAGAUAGCAUGGGAAAGGCAGUCAAAAACGAAUCAAGUGUAAUGGCCUGUGAAAAGAAUGAGAAUAAGAAGGAUGGUGGAUUUGAAGUAACAAGUUCUUGGGAUAUUCUUAAUGCUGUUAUUUUGCCAUGUUUGUCGUGUUUCCCAUGGACUAAGAUUCUUGAUGGACGGCAACAUGAGGAAGAAGAAGAAGAUUGCAUGAGAGAGGCAGUGGAAAAUGGAUUAAGCACAAUUGCCUAUGAAAAGAAUGAGAACGAGAACGGGUUUGAAGAAACAAGUCCUUGGGAUGUUCUUGAUGCCGAUUCCAGAGAGUUGGUUGCAAGUUAUCUUCAUCCGUUGGAUUACGUGCAUUUUCGUUCAGUCUGUAAAACAAUUCGAGCGAUGAUGCCUGUAUCAAAGCGGACGUUUGCAACAACUAGUAUCACGAAGACCUCAAAUUUAUUUCCAUGGCUGGUGGUUUGUGGAGAUAGCAAUGACAUCAUCUACUAUUUCGUAAUCCCUGUGCGUAAUGAGUACUAUCUCUUGAAGUUUUCCGAGUUGCUACUUGGUGCUACUAUCUGUUUCCAGAAGGAUGGUUGGCUAUUAAUGUCAAGAGAGGAAAUCCUAUUCUUCUACAAUCCAUUCACAAGGGAAACCAUUAAUCUUCCGGACGUGGGGCAUCAUUUCUCUUCUAGCAUCUGUUUUUGUUCGUUGCCGACUUCCGCAGACUGUACAGUUUUUUCCAUUGAUCAAAGUGAGCAAGGAACAAUCACCCUCUAUUUUAUUACCAGAGGGAAACAGGUCUGGGAUAUUUUCAACUUCGAUAAUGCUAUUCAGUAUAGGCCAUUGUGUAAUCCUCCAAUUUUGCAUCAAGGGGCUUUCUACUGUGUGGACUAUAAUGGGCUUUUAGGGGCAUUUAACUUGGAGGGUAAAACCUGGAAAGUUCAUGGGAUUCCGCGUGAAAGAUACAGUGAUACAUAUACGUAUCCAGGUUUCCUGGUGAAGAGUGGCGAAGAUCUGUUAUUGGUGAAAUUAGGAUGUCAAGAAAAGCUGGUUACAGUCCUAAAAUUUGAUUUCCCCGUCAAUGACUGGGUUGAAGUUGAAAAUUUGGGGAAGCAUAUGCUGUUCAUCAGCCACACCUCUUGUUUCUCAGCCAUUGCUCCGAACAGUCAAAUGGAGAACAAAAUAUAUCUCCCUAGACUUUGUUUGAAUGGAGAUGGGAUUCUGUUCUAUUCUCUUGAAACCGGUAGGUAUGACUCUUUUGGGGGUCGGCAUACUUCUAAGAAUUUAUAUGAGACAGCGGGCUGGCGUGCAAACUGCACAUGGAUUGAACCUAAUUGGUCGAAGUUCACUCCUCGAGAGCUCAACUGGGUCGAGCCUCCUUCUUAAUAUUUUGGAUGCGGCUUUGAAGUUGCCAGCAGAGAAGGAAGCUACGCCUAGAGAUGCAGAAGGGGUGGUGGGUGCAGAAAUGAGAGACAACCCUAAUCUUGUAACGCAUCCUGGUGAUGUGGCUGCCUCUGUUGUUGCUGCUGCUAGGUUGAUGAAAAUACCCAGAAAUCAGUUUCUAGAGAGAAGGGAAAAAAGAAAAGAAAAAAGGAAUGUCAGACUAGCUUCAUAGUGAUGGUGUAGCUAGCAGUCUUAGGGAAGUAUCUCCAUUUCAGUAGACUGUAUGUGAAGUUGUAAACCUCUGUGCCUUUUAAUGUGUUAAUAGUGUUGCGGACCUCGCUUUUAUAAAUAAGUGUUGAGCUUAUGAGUAGCACAAGCAUCUAAACUGUGUUGUUAAAUGUGCGCUUCUUCUCUAUUUCGUGGAUGAUCUCCAAAAGAUGCUUUAAUUACAGAAUUUCUAGGUUUUAGUGGGAUUUUCCCAUACUCUACUCUAGGUUAGUGAAUAUUCUGCCUUUACGUUUGGAAAUUCCUUUGUUUUUAUACUUGUACUGAAAUUUUGGUGAUUGCGUAUUUCAGA